AUGGUGGGUGGCAAUUUGAAAGAUCAACAGCUGCAGCAAAUCGUCGAUAAGACGAUUAUGGAGGCGGAUAAGAAUGGCGAUGGAAAAAUUGACUUUUACGAGUUCCUCGACAUGGUUAACAAUACGGACGUGGCAAAGCAGCUGACGUUAGGUGUACGUAUACGGCAGCGAAUUAAACCGUUUAUUCUCACACAUGUACAGGACUUGUUUUAA
Molecule: messenger RNA, 213 nt
Organism: Malassezia globosa CBS 7966
Lineage: Eukaryota; Fungi; Basidiomycota; Malasseziomycetes; Malasseziales; Malasseziaceae
Exons: 1
Coding region: 1-213 (70 amino acids)
Biological process (GO): protein dephosphorylation; calcineurin-mediated signaling
Cellular component (GO): calcineurin complex
Molecular function (GO): calcium ion binding; calcium-dependent protein serine/threonine phosphatase regulator activity; phosphatase binding
Source: RefSeq, a predicted model, not a curated record